AUGUCACCCACAAGCGCUUCCAAUAUCACCAAUUCGUUGAAGACCGCCAGCAAUGUAGUACAGUCAUACGUACUCGUGGUUUGCGCAGUCGUCGCCUGGUACAAUGCAAUUGAGUUGAUCAUCCUCUGUUUCGCCUCGUUCAAACGUCGACGUGGGAUAUACUUCUGGAGUUUGCUCGUUUCAUCUGCCAGCAUUAUUCCGCUAUGCCUCGGAUAUCUCCUGCUGUUAUUCCCUACAGGCGUCUCUCUAUAUGCCUGUGUGACAUUAAUCCUUUUCGGUUGGGUCUUCAUGGUGACUGGACAGUCCGUGGUUCUGUGGUCAAGACUUCAUCUCGUACUCCAGAACACGAGUAUUCUCUCAGGAGUGCUGCGGAUGGUAAUAGUCGAUGCCCUCAUCUUCCACAUCCCUAUCAUUGUGUUAAUGUAUGGGACAGUGACAGUUCCAGGUGGUGCCUGGUCACGCGGCUACAGUGUGAUGGAACACGUCCAGCUAGUGGGUUUCUGCGUGCAGGAGUCCAUCAUCUCAGGGAUAUACGUAUGGAGUACCUUGCAGUUGCUGCGGCUAAGGCCACAAGGCCGCCCGAGCGCGAUUCUCUAUCAACUUCUCGCCAUCAGUAUCAUUAUUCUUAUUCUCGACGUCGCAGUCGUCAUCAUCGAAUACCUUGGUUACUAUGCCGUGCAGGUAAUGUUCAAGCCGGUUGCCUAUAGCGUCAAGCUCAAGCUGGAGUACGCCAUCUUGGGCAAACUGGUCACCGUUGCUUGCAGAGAGUAUACCUGCCCGGAGUUGCCUUCCAGUGCAAAUGAGAUUGACUACUCUUCGUCAACUGUCAUCGCAUAUCGAGUAUCGCCCCAGUGUCAAUGGAUAGCAAGGCCUACUCCAGCUUCAGGGAGGAAGAUUCACUGUGAAAGCUCUCGUCCGAUGUGA
Molecule: messenger RNA, 924 nt
Organism: Penicillium argentinense
Lineage: Eukaryota; Fungi; Ascomycota; Eurotiomycetes; Eurotiales; Aspergillaceae
Exons: 1
Coding region: 1-924 (307 amino acids)
Source: RefSeq, a predicted model, not a curated record